GGGGAAGUAACUGACUGGCAACAUACAUAACAGUCGCCCACACAUAAAAUAACAUUACUUACUUGUUCUUUUUUUAAGUCAAAGAUCGUGAUAAUAUAUAAACUUAAUUUGGUAAUCCCUGAUUACCCUUAAUUUUAUAAUAAUUAAUCUUUAAGUUUACGGUCUGUUUUUAUAAUGUUUAAAUGUUAUAUUGAGUAUUUUCACAUUGGCCUAUAGUUCGACAGAAAAGCGUUGGCGUUAGUAGUAGUCUUAGUAGUAGUAGUAGUAUUAGUAUUAAGUAUUAAUUAGUAGUAACAGUUAGUACUGAUUACUGCGUUAGUCAGUAUUAGUAAUUAGUCUUGAGUCUUAGUAAUUAGUAAAUCUAUAAUCUAUAUAUAUUAAUUAUUAUAAUAAUAUUAUAUUAUAAUAUUAAUUUAUAUAAUAAUGCCAAUGAAUGAUUAGGUUGCCUGCUCAAAUGUGCCAUUAUCCAUGAAAUCCAUGACCAUAAUUUAUAAAAUCUAGUAUAGCAUUAGUAUUAUUAGUAUUAGUCACUGAGAAGUGAGUGUAACUAGUUACUAUUACUAGUAUUACUAUUGUAAGUGUACCUAUUUUAACUAUGACGACUAUUAUAUUAAUUAAUAAAUCAUAUUAAUCAUAUUAAGUUAAUUACUACAUUGUGAUCAUUGUGCUUAAAAUCUAUCACCACUUUUUCUUUGAGUUUGAAAUUCUUGAUCUUAAGUCUUUCAGUUCUUUUCAGUAUAGUAUAAGUAUGUAUAAUUUUGUCAGAGGCGCAGAUUUCACUUGUGGUAAUGAAACAAAUAUUCAAGACGAGAUAGAUAGGCAGAUAGGCCAAGCAAGUUGUAGCCUGAAUAAACAAUACAAUAAAAUGUACAAUUUGACUGAAAACCGUCCUUCACGAUCACAAUGUACUAAAAUUAAUUAUUAUCCUUUAACUUUAAAACUAAAUUAAAUAAAUAUGAAUAAAAUACGUAACCUAAGUCUUCCUAAGUAGUUAAAGUAAUUUUACAUCCAGAUUCUUGUAUUGCAGGCCUAAUCUUUUGCCUAUAUAAAACUUUACCAAAUAUUAUAAUUAAACUUAUUUAAUUGCUAAUAAAUAACCAUGAUAGGGCCUAAUUUUAUUAUUUUAAUUAGUUUAGUACUACUAAUAAGAGUAAUCUGUCAUGAGAGUAUGGUGGGUCAGUAUGGCUAUUCUACUUUAUGUCAACCUUUUUAUCUGAAAUUUUUGUUAGCUUACUUUCGGCACAACAAUUAUUAAUGGUUUGUAAACCUUUUUUCCUCAUUAGAUUUCAAUGGCGAUUCAUUUGAACGAACCUAACUUUAAUCCCAUUGAGCAAUGCUACAUUCCAGACAGAGCAACAGUAAUCUUUGAUUGGGACAAUACAUUAAAAGUAAGUAGGUCCUAAAAUAGCAGCAGUAGAUUUUACAAAUUGGGAUAUGGCUUUUUCUUAUAACCUGACCUAAAUGUGAUUUUAAAAGGGUAAGCAGUCAUGGGUUUUAAGCACUUUACUGAACAAAUUGGUAAACAUUUUGUGUCUGCUAACAUCUACGUAACAUCUAGUCUAUCAUAUCUAUGUAAUAUAUGUCACAUCUUUGUAAUAAAUCUCACAUCAGUUGCAUAACUAGGGGGUAUGAUGUGCAACAAGUAGAACACAGAGCAUGUUGCAGCAGACUGGGAGUAGGGCCAUGGGAAGUCUGGAGGGAUGGGGAGGGACCAUGAGCACCCCAUUGGGUGACACCAACCCAAGUGUUACCAUUGUUGUUAAAAUGUCAUGCAUUUGAUUUAUGAAAAAUUGGAUGAUUCUCACAAAAAUAGUUCUUUUCAUUUAAUCCAUUUUCUAAGCAAAAAGAAUUUUAAAAAUUGAAAGAUAGUCUAUAAAACAACAUUAGAUAUUUAUUUUCAAAUGAUCUAUUCUUUCUGUCAGGUAAUCAAUGUUAAAAAGAGAUGUAUUGAAAGCAGAGUUAAAGUAGAAUUCCUUGAACAGUUGGUGAGAGACAAGCACUGCACACUGUACAUCAUAAGUGCAAUACAGCCUUCAAGGUUUGCUCAUAUUUAAAAAAAAAAAACAAUGUGUUUUCAUUGUUUUUUUAAAUUCAAAUAUUAAGAUGUAUAUAUUUUUUAAUGAUUUCAAGGAAAUGGAUGUUGUAUUUUUAAAGUUAUGUUAAAUAUCAAUAAUGCAUUUUUAUAAAUUUGAUAUACCUUCAAAAAAUGCCAAACUUGGGUACUUUAUAGUGAAAAGACAGACUUCUCUAACACUUAUGAUAACAGCCAUUCCUGGGGAUCACGUAACCUGUAUGUAAAUAGUUCUAUUUCAAAAUCGGCUGGCUAUGUUAUCUUGAAACAAAGACAUAAAAGAUAGGUUUCAUAGAAAAAUAUGUUCUUACAGCCAUUCACUUAAUUCUUUAUUAAACCACUUGAGGUGUCUAGCAAAUAUAUUUGAAUUCAUAGUUGGUCUUUAUUGUAAAGAAAUAUACCGAUAACUAUAUGUAACAAAACUUGGCCUUCUGCCAGAUUAACUCUUUGUAUAUCGUAAUUUAAAAUUUGUUUACAUUAAAACUGGGAACCUAUCAUAAAUUUUCCAGAGAAAGUAAAAAAAAAACAGAACAGAAAUAAUCAAGAAAUCAAAUUUGAAUAAAAUUUUUUUAGUCAGUGUAAUAUUUUUUUUGUGUCUGUGUAUUUCACAUUGAAAAUGUCAACUCUUUUGAAUGUUUAUUUCAGAAUAAACAUGUCGACUAUUUUGUUUGAAGUUGAUAAACUAGGUCUUCGCAAAUAUUUUUGUUCACAUUGCCAGAAUGAACUCAACAACUGCGAAAACCAAACCUGUUCCAGCUGCCCUGCUGUUCAUGAUGAAUCGUUUCAAAUCUCAUCGACAGAAUUUAUGAUAAACGGGGGAAAAAGUUCUGUGCUGUUGAGAAACAAAACUCCCAGCUGUUGCGCUGAGUCAAAGCAGGGUGAACUGAAGAAGUGCAUCGCAUGGGAAUGUUCCCACAAACUGGACACACAGCUGGUGAACAGUGAAUACAGAUAUGCCCGUUGGGGGAAUAUUGUGAUCAGUGGCUAUGAUAAAGCAGAAGUGUUUUUGGAGCUGACCAUGCAGGACAACAAAAGACUUAAAAACUUCUAUUCCCCAACUCCAAUCACUGAGGAGUUGCCAGCUGUCAUUGAUUUGAGUGCAGCAAGAUGUGUCACAUCACGAAAGAAUGAGGUAUUUCAUUUUGAAUGCGAUUGUUCGGCUGGGGAGGACUCCACAGAGGAAGCCGAUUGCUGUGAUGAUGCCGAUAAUGCGACUGUGACUUUGAGGAAACUCGAGAGAGCUGUGAUAUUUUUUGAUGAUGAGAAAGUGAAUAUUGAUAAUUUUAAAGCUAUAGUUAAAUAUAGCCAUUGCUAUUUAGUCGUCUAGUUUUUUUUUGGUAACCUUAAGAAAUUAAUUUUGAGAAAAGCUAUAUAAUUAUUUUUAAUCUUCUGGCCAUUAUUUCUUAUUCAUAAGCUGGACUGCACAGGUUAAUGGUUAUAAAUUUGCUUAUUUUCAUGUCACGGCUUGAUAUACUUAAGGAAUAAAUUGCCUUUUUAAUGAGUGUCCUUCGGUGCAAGUCUAUGCAUGAGUCACAACUGGCACAGUAAAAAUAAUAUCUUAGCUACUUAAAUUUCACUUGAAAUUGAAAGGAUUUGGAUUCUAUAAGAUAUCAGGUGUAUUAUGUCCCUUGGUUUAUGAAUAAUACAUUCAGUUAUUGAAUUUUUAUUUAUAUUUAUUAGGUAUUAAUUAUUUAUUAGGUCAGGGG
Lymnaea stagnalis (great pond snail) is the source of this 3777-nucleotide messenger RNA. The record is from the annotation of a GenBank genome assembly. NCBI's taxonomy places the organism in Eukaryota, Metazoa, Mollusca, Gastropoda, Lymnaeidae.